Messenger RNA from Penicillium soppii, 321 nucleotides. Its product is annotated as glutaredoxin family protein. NCBI's taxonomy places the organism in Eukaryota, Fungi, Ascomycota, Eurotiomycetes, Eurotiales, Aspergillaceae. The coding region runs from base 1 to 321 and encodes 106 amino acids. The transcript has a single exon. The record is from RefSeq and is a predicted model, not a curated record.
AUGCUCCCUACACGCACUUUACUUGGCUCUGCCCGAUUGACGCUCUUUACUCGCGCUGGCUGUGGCCUGUGCGACACCGCCAAAAACACUGUCCUGCAGUUUCAGAAACGACGGUCCUUCGAAUACGUCGAAAAAGAUAUCAUGGAGCCCGGGAAUAAAACAUGGAGGGAUGCCUAUGACUUCGAUGUACCCGUGCUACACGUUCAAUCGGUGCAGGAGGGAUCACCCAAGGAGGCCGACCUCUCCGAUGCACGUAAAUUGUUCCAUCGAUGGACCGAGCAGGAGCUCGAGCGGUCGGUAGAAGAGGCAGAGAAAGAAUAA